Symphalangus syndactylus (siamang) is the source of this 265-nucleotide messenger RNA. RefSeq names its product small ribosomal subunit protein eS27-like. The record is from RefSeq and is a predicted model, not a curated record. Gene Ontology annotation, molecular function: structural constituent of ribosome. NCBI's taxonomy places the organism in Eukaryota, Metazoa, Chordata, Mammalia, Primates, Hylobatidae. Gene Ontology annotation, cellular component: ribosome. Gene Ontology annotation, biological process: translation.
CUCAAACACAAGAAGAAACGCCUGGUGCAGAGCCCCAAUUCCUACUUCAUGGAUGUGAAAUGCCCAGGAUGCUAUAAAAUCACCACGGUCUUUAGCCAUGCACAAACGGUAGUUUUGUGUGUUGGCUGCUCCACUGUCCUCUGCCAGCCUACAGGAGGAAAAGCAAGGCUUACAGAAGGAUGUUCCUUAAGGAGGAAGCAGCACUGAAAGCACUCUGAAUCAAGAUGAGUGGGAAACCAUCUCAAUAAACGCAUUUUGGAUUAAA